AGGAAGGGAGAGGAGAGGAGCGGAGGGGAGAGGAGAGGAGGAGAGUCGCAGCAGCAGCAGCAGCAGCUUCAGUACCAGCCAGUGCUUCUCCCGGAUUCACUCCUCGGAGGAGGCUGCUACAGCCGAAGACUCGACACAGCCUUGGGGGAACGAAAAAAGAAAAAAAAGGAGGAGGAAUCGUGUUGGGUUUUUUUUUUUUAAUUUGCUUCCCCAUUUUGAUUUUUGACCAGCGAAGUGGGAUUGUGGUUGUUAUUUGGGAGAGGAUUUAACGCAACCAAAAUGUACCCCCGACGGGAGGGCAGCGACGGGCUGCUUCUGCUGGCGCUCUUGGGACUACUGCAGAUUGCAGCAGAAUGCGGGGUCAUCCCACCAUGCAGGCCUGGCUUCUCUGAAGAUGUAUACAAGGUUGCCUUGCCAGAUAUCAGCGAGAAGGGACAGCCCCUCUUCACUGUGAGGUUUGUCGACUGCGGCCGAGGGGGUCUGGUGCGCUUCGAAUGCAACAACCCGGAGGACUUCCGGAUAGAAGCCGACGGGGUGGUCUAUGCUGCCAGGAACCUGCAGCUCUCUGGACCCCAAACGUCCUCGCUGCUGAUCAAGGCCAUUGACGACACUAUUCAGCAGCAAUGGAUAACCCUUGUCAAAUUGACACCCUCCAACCAGCAGGUCAUGGAAGCCGCCUCUGAUCCCACCAUGUCCAAGGAUUUGAAGGAAAUAGCAUUUCCAUCACGAAACUUGGACAGCCAGCUGAAACGCAUGAAGAGAGACUGGGUCAUUCCCCCAAUCAAUGUCCCGGAGAACUCGCGAGGUCCUUUCCCACAGGAGCUUGUUCGGAUCCGCUCGGACCAUGACAAGAACCGAUCUCUGAGAUACAGCGUGACAGGCCCUGGUGCUGACCAACCUCCCACCGGCAUCUUCCUCAUCGACCCGAUCUCUGGAGAACUCUCAGUUAACAAGCCGCUGGAUCGAGAGCAUAUUUCCAACUUCCAUCUGAGAGCUCAUGCGGUGGACCUGAACGGCAACCAAGUAGAAAACCCCAUCGACAUUGUGAUCAAUGUGAUCGACAUGAACGACAACAGGCCCGAAUUCAACCACCCCAUUUGGAACGGUACCGUUCCAGAGGGCUCCAAGCCAGGCACAUUUGUCAUGACUGUAACAGCAGUCGACAAAGAUGAUCCCAGAACUGCUAAUGGGAUGAUCCGCUACAAGAUCUUGUCUCAGAACCCCGACAGUCCCACCUCCAACAUGUUCACCAUCAAUAAUAAAACUGGAGGCAUCAUUACUGUGGCAGCAGGCUUGGACAGAGAGAAAGUGCCUCAGUACACGCUGAUCAUCCAGGCCACUGACACCGAGGGCAACCCGAUGUACGGCCUCUCCAACACGGCCACCGCCGUCAUUAGAGUCACUGACAUCAAUGACAACCCGCCAGAGUUCACAGCUGAGACGUUUUUCGGCGAGGUGCACGAGAACCGUGUGAACGUGAUCGUGGCCAACCUGACGGUGACUGACAAGGACCAACCCAACACUCAGGCCUGGAACGCAGUCUACAAAAUCACUGGGGGUGACCCCACGGGCAGGUUCUCUGUGCCCACUGAUCCCACCAAUAACGAGGGGCUGGUAACGGUUGUCAAGCCCAUUGACUAUGAAAUGAGCAGGGCGUACGUGCUGACAGUGGAAGCGAAGAACGAGGUGCCACUCGCCAGAGGCAUCCACUCUCCCCGUCAGUCCACCGCGACCGUCUCCAUACGAGUGAUGGACGUCAACGAGAGCCCCUACUUCGAUCCCAACCCCAAGCUCAUUAAACUGGAAGAGGGAAUGUUGCCCGAGUCCAUGCUGACCACCUUCACGGCGCAGGACCCUGAUCGUUACAUGCAGCAAAGUAUCCGCUACACUAAACUGUCGGAUCCGGCCAAGUGGCUGAGAAUUGAUCCCAACAAUGGUAGAAUCACAACAAUCGCCGUUUUGGACAGAGAAUCACCAUUUGUAAAGAACAGCUUGUACAAUGCCACAUUCCUGGCCACUGACAACGGCAACCCUUCAGCAAGUGGCACGGGCACUCUGCAGAUCUAUCUGCUGGACAUCAACGACAACGCCCCGAGGGUGUUCCCCCAGGAAGUAGAAAUAUGUGAGAAACCCGAGCCCAACGCCAUCAACAUCACAGCGAUCGAUGGCGACUUGAUGCCCAAUGCUGGGCCCUUUGCCUUCGAGUUGCCUAACAUGCCCGUCGAUGUCGAGAGGAACUGGACCAUCACCAGAAUCAGUGGCGACUACGCUCAGUUGCGCCUCAAGAUCGGUUUCCUCGAGAGCGGCAUUUACGACUUGCCCAUCAUCAUCACGGACUCUGGAAACCUGCCCCUGAUCAACACCUCCCACCUGAGGGUCAAAGUGUGCCAGUGCGACAUCAACGGCGACUGCACGGACCAGCAGCACAUCAUGGCCGCCGGCCUGGGCACGGGCGCCAUCAUCUCCAUCCUGCUGUGCAUCAUCAUCCUCCUCAUUCUGGUGCUACUUUUUGUGGUGUGGAUGAAGCGCCGCGAUAAAGAACGCCAGGCUAAGCAGCUCCUCAUCGAUCCCGAGGAUGACGUGCGAGACAACAUUCUCAAGUAUGAUGAGGAAGGCGGCGGAGAAGAGGAUCAGGAUUACGAUCUGAGUCAGCUCCAGCAGCCGGACACGUUGGAACCGGAGGCCAUCAAGCCCGUAGGGAUUCGACGUCUCGAUGAGAGACCCCUCCACCCCGAACCACAGUACCCCAUGAGGUCUGCCGCCCCCCACCCUGGAGACAUUGGUGACUUCAUCAAUGAGGGCCUGAAGGCCGCAGACAACGACCCCACCGCACCCCCCUACGACUCCCUGCUGGUGUUCGACUACGAGGGCAGCGGCUCCACCGCCGGCUCCCUGAGCUCGCUCAACUCGUCCAGCAGCGGGGGCGACCAGGACUACGAUUACCUCAACGACUGGGGGCCACGCUUCAGAAAACUGGCGGACAUGUACGGCGGAAGCGAUGACUAAGACACGAGGAUACAAGAAGAAGAAAACGACGAAAUGAAGGAGAUUCCUUGUGGAUGGACAUUAGACAUGGAACUGUGAGAGCAGAGAGAAAAAAGGAUGCAGAGAUUUUUUUUUUCCACACACACAAAAAACAAAAACAACCCACCAACUUGGCUUAUUGUUGUAGUCUCCGCGUACAUAAUGCUUGUCGACGGCACCGGUGGACGCUCACACCAUUCAAGACCGUUGUGGGAAUUGAAUGCGCUCAGUUACACUUGAACUUCACAGUACAGAAGCACUGGGAUAUAAUGUGCCUUUUUGUACAUUUCUUUUGGAUGGAAAUGAUUAGUUUUAUGUUCAAGGCUUUAAUGGUACUGACUAUUUUUUUUUUUUUUUUUUUGGGGGGGUGGGUGGGUGAUUUCAAAGCAAAGUAUGUGACACUCUGGUACGCUUUGGUCACCCCGUUUCUUCUUUUCUCUUUCUUUCCAUUUGUUUGUGAAAGCUUAUUUAAUGAAGGAUCAUUUGUCAGCCCGGAUGGAAAAAAUAAGGAAGAGCCAGCACUGUUUAGUGUGUUAGACUUGACUAAAACAUGACAGUUAUGCAGCUGGUCGCACCUAAAGGGAGUUAUGAAUCACACUUUUGUAGCAGAUUAUUUUCUUUUCUUUUUUUUCCUGGAGUGAUGUAGUACAGUAUUUGACAAAAAAAAAAAAAAAAAAAAAAAAAAAAAAAACUGGUCUGAUCAAUGUUCACUUCAUUUGCCUUAGUCAACAUUGGAUAUUUUGGACUUCACUGUAAAAAGAUGUGUGUACAUAAUGUUUUGUUUUCUUUUUAUCUUUUCUUUGGGUGUAGUAUAUGAACAAGUGCAAAAAGUUCCAAAACCUGUAAAUGUUUCAUUUGGACAUCAAAAAUGUUUUUGCAUGUUUUUAUCUUUUCAUGACGACAAAACACGGGAGGAAUAAAAGCUAUUCCCCAAAUUUAUUUACAAGAUGGAGAAAAAACAUAAAAUCUGGGUGACAGUCUGUGUAGAAGUUGAGAGAUUUUGUAUAACAUAAUUUGAAAGAAGAAAAGAAACAAUUAUAAAACUUGUCGUCUCGUCAGCACAACUGUUGAAUUUGUACCAAAAAAAAAAAAAAGUGUGGGUGAGGGGGUGUGACAUGCGAGGCACUGAUUAUUAAAGCUGAGCUUUAAUAGUGGAAAACAUUUUGGACUUGAGCUGUGUGAAAAAGCAUUUUGUUCUGCUCAACUAAUUAUCUCUCUUACCCAAACUAUCCAAAUAAAAGUCCAGUUUUGGAGCUAACAAAA
Molecule: messenger RNA, 4287 nt
Organism: Phyllopteryx taeniolatus (common seadragon)
Lineage: Eukaryota; Metazoa; Chordata; Actinopteri; Syngnathiformes; Syngnathidae
Gene: cdh2
Product: cadherin 2, type 1, N-cadherin (neuronal)
Exons: 16
Coding region: 280-3006 (908 amino acids)
Biological process (GO): regulation of axonogenesis; blood vessel morphogenesis; calcium-dependent cell-cell adhesion
Cellular component (GO): postsynaptic density; plasma membrane; adherens junction
Molecular function (GO): calcium ion binding; cadherin binding
Source: RefSeq, a predicted model, not a curated record